AUAAUGAAGCCCUGCUGCCCUGGUCGCCUGACUCGAACAACCGGCCGCUUUGCAACCGCCCGCUGUGUCCUAAUCGCUCACGAACGGCCGCAGCAUCAGAAAUGCGUAAUAACCUUGGCGUUGCCGCCAGAUGCCGCGGCUUCUGUGCAGGAAACGCGCCCAAAGCUCACCUCGGCUGGGAUUCCCGAAGCAAAGGUUGACGCCAUCCUAGCCAAAUUCCAACUCCGGCAUAACAACUAAGGAGAACAUCAAGGAGCUGCGGCUUUACCUUUUCUUCCUGUUGGCGGGGAUGCUCUUGAGCGUCACUCCCGAGAGCAUCUCGGGAGUGACGCUUGCCUGCGCUUGCUCUCGGGAGUGACGCUUAGGAGCAUCCCCGCCAACAGGACAAGGUAAAGUCGCAGCUCCUUGAUGUCCUCCUAAGUCCGCUCCGCGGCUCUCUGGAAGCCGCAGGUACCUGAAUGGUGGGCCUCGUCCUGGGCCUCUCAACAUUCACCAUCCUGCCUAUCGUCUCUCAAUCUGAGAUCGUCGGCACCCACCCUACCUCCCUGUUGCGGAAGCUGACGUCUUGUGCUCCAACCGCGGCCCGCCCGGGCCACCCGAGAGAGCCCCAGCUGCGGCGUCCAGGGCGGGAAGCGGUGCACGACUACUGGCCUGCAACAAGGAGCUGAGACCCAUAGUGAGCAGCAGCUAGCACACACGCGUGCCAGCUUACAUGGUCUUGCAUCAACCCCAACAACGGACCUGGAGGACAGGCGGCGCUCGCUAUUGUGUUGCUUGAAUAUGUGGUGCGGCGGCUGGGACCGUAUGGCAAUAGGGGAGAAGGGGCUAGUUGGGGCACAGUUCGAGCUCCUCUGCAAGGCUGAGGACAGCAAGCUGUGGAACGUGGUGGUGGUAUCGGUAGCAGCACCCGGCACGAGGGUGGAUUUCCUGCGGGCAGCAAAGGCGAUUUCGGAGUUGUCUGCACAAGAGACUUGCGGGGUCGCACGGAUGGACGAGGCAAAAGGUUGGCGGGAUCACACUAAUGGU
Chlamydomonas reinhardtii is the source of this 1026-nucleotide messenger RNA. RefSeq lists its product as uncharacterized. The record is from RefSeq and is a predicted model, not a curated record. NCBI's taxonomy places the organism in Eukaryota, Viridiplantae, Chlorophyta, Chlorophyceae, Chlamydomonadales, Chlamydomonadaceae. The transcript has a single exon. The coding region runs from base 459 to 668 and encodes 69 amino acids.